Molecule: messenger RNA, 974 nt
Organism: Erythranthe guttata (spotted monkey flower)
Lineage: Eukaryota; Viridiplantae; Streptophyta; Magnoliopsida; Lamiales; Phrymaceae
Product: aquaporin TIP1-2
Biological process (GO): transmembrane transport; water transport
Cellular component (GO): membrane
Molecular function (GO): water channel activity
Source: RefSeq, a predicted model, not a curated record
AGAAACAAGAAUUUCAAGAACCUUCAAACACACACACACACACACACACACAAUUAAACAAAAUGCCGAUUUCGAGAGUAGCCGUCGGAACUCCUGCCGAAGUCCGGCAGCCGGAAGCCAUCAAGGCAGCGGUAGCCGAGUUCAUUUCGAUGCUCAUCUUCGUUUUCGCCGGCGAAGGCUCCGGCAUGGCCUUUGCUAAGCUUACCGGGGGUGGGGCUAGCACGCCAGCUGGCAUGACUGCGGCGGCGUUAGCGCACGCUUUCGCCCUAUUUGUGGCGGUUUCGGUCGGAGCCAACAUCUCCGGUGGCCACGUAAACCCGGCAGUUACUUUUGGUGCCUUCGUAGGCGGCCACAUAUCGUUGUUUAGAAGCAUCCUAUAUUGGAUUGCUCAAUUGCUUGGUUCCGUUGUCGCUUGCUUGCUACUCAACUUUGCCACCGGUGGAUUGGAAACAUCGGCUUUCGCGCUUUCAUCGGGAGUUACGGUAUGGAACGCACUCGUAUUCGAAAUAGUGAUGACAUUCGGCCUAGUCUACACGGUGUACGCCACCGCAGUGGAUCCCAAGAAAGGCGACAUAGGGGUCAUCGCCCCCAUUGCCAUCGGUUUCAUAGUGGGGGCCAAUAUUUUGGCCGGUGGAGCCUUCACUGGAGCAUCCAUGAACCCGGCCGUCUCUUUCGGGCCCGCAGUGGUGAGCUGGACGUGGGCCAGCCACUGGGUCUACUGGGUCGGCCCGUUUGUAGGCGCGGGCAUCGCUGCCCUUAUCUAUGAAAUCCUCUUCAUCAACCAAACCGGCCAUGAACAACUCCCCACUACCGAUUAUUGAUGUCUUUUUUUUUUUUUUUUUUCGUUUUUCGUAUUUCAUUUUUUAUGCAAGGGAUUGUGUGCAAGUGUCUGUUUUUCCAUUCUGUGAAGCUGUGUUGUGAUCUACGCUAUCGAUUGUCUUGAUUCUGUAAAAUCAUCUUUCUUGAAUGUCGGA